GUAAUGACGUGGCAGAGCAGGUGACACGAAUGUGGGUUUGGUUAUUCAGUAUUUUGUUUGUAAUACUAUGCGUUUUGACAAUCUGCAUUUAUAACGAAGGAAGUCCAUGGACGGUUGAGAUAACAGCUUCAAGAUGUUUAAAUCGCCUGGUUACCACUCACGAAGCGAAGGCGCAUCUGUGAUGUUAUUUUUUUAAGCCAGGAUGGAUGGUUCCAGAAGAUUGCCAUCUCCCCGCGGUUAACAUCCGUGCACUUGUAAACACCGCAGGUCGCCGCUUGCCCCGAGUGUCCGACAAGCCAGCCGUCCGCCCGCCCGCUCCUGAGGGCGUCAACACGCUCUAUGGAUUUUUGAGGCGCAGGGUUGCGGUGUUAAUUGUUGUGAGAGCAGCGGUGCGGUUAAUGCAGCCGGGAAUUGGCCGUACCCAGUGACGUGCGCCUCCUCACUGCAGUCAGCUGAUUGGGAAAGGACUGAGCGCGGUUGCAGGCACCAUGGCACCGAUCGGGUUGAAGGCGGUGGUCGGAGAGAAAAUUAUGAAUGAUGUCAUCAAGAAGGUGAAGAAGAAGGGAGAAUGGAAGGUGCUGGUGGUGGACCAACUCAGCAUGAGAAUGCUGUCUUCCUGCUGCAAGAUGACUGAUAUCAUGACAGAGGGUAUCACAAUUGUUGAGGACAUCAAUAAACGCAGAGAACCCCUGCCCAGUUUGGAAGCAGUUUAUCUCAUCACUCCGUCAGAGGAGUCUGUGCGUGCACUGAUCAGUGACUUUAAGGAUGCUCCCUCGUCCAAAUACAGGGCUGCGCACGUCUUCUUUACAGACUCAUGUGCUGACCCAUUGUUUAAUGAGUUGGUGAAGUCCCGAGCAUCGAAGGUUAUCAAAACUCUCACUGAAAUCAACAUCGCUUUUCUUCCGUAUGAAUCACAGGUUUACUCAUUGGAUGUACCAGAUGCAUUCCAGAGUUUCUACAGUCCUCAUAAGACGCAGUUACGAAACCCUCUGAUGGAGCGAUUGGCCGAGCAAAUUGCAACCCUCUGUGCCACACUGAAAGAAUAUCCUGCAGUCAGAUACAGGGGAGAUUACAAAGAAAAUGCCAUGCUUGCACAACUGGUUCAAGACAAACUUGAUGCUUACAAAGCUGACGAUCCAACAAUGGGGGAGGGUCCUGAUAAAGCCCGGUCACAACUGUUGAUAAUAGAUCGUGGAUUUGACCCAGCAUCUCCAGUUCUCCACGAGCUGACGUUCCAGGCCAUGGCCUACGAUUUGCUGCCGGUUGAAAAUGAUGUUUACAAGUAUGAAACAAGUGGGAUUGGUGAAAACCGGGUCAAGGAGGUGCUCUUGGAUGAGGAUGAUGAUCUCUGGAUCACUCUCCGUCAUAAGCACAUUGCAGAGGUGUCUCAGGAAGUGACGCGGUCAUUGAAAGAUUUUUCUUCAAGCAAGAGAAUGGCAACUGGAGAAAAGACAACCAUGAGGGAUUUGUCACAGAUGCUGAAGAAGAUGCCACAGUAUCAGAAGGAGCUCAGUAAGUAUUCCACACAUCUUCACCUUGCUGAGGACUGUAUGAAACACUACCAGGGCACUGUGGAUAAACUAUGUCGAGUUGAGCAGGAUUUGGCCAUGGGGACAGAUGCUGAAGGAGAGAAGAUCAAAGAUCCAAUGCGUGCUAUUGUUCCCAUACUGCUGGAUAACAAUGUUUCCACUUACGAUAAAAUUCGCAUCAUCCUUCUCUACAUUUUUCUUAAGAACGGAAUCACGGAGGAGAACCUGAACAAACUGAUUCAGCACGCCCAGAUUCCACCUGAGGACAGUGAAAUCAUCAACAACAUGGCUCAUCUUGGCAUCCCCAUCGUCACCGAUUCAACUUUGCGCCGUAGGAACAAGCCAGAACGCAAAGAGAGGAUCAGUGAACAGACUUAUCAACUGUCUCGAUGGACACCCCUCAUCAAGGACAUCAUGGAGGAUGCCAUCGAUGACAAGUUGGACACUAAACACUACCCGUAUAUCUCCGCCCGUUCCACUGCCUCAUUCAGUGCCACUGCUGUCAGUGCUCGAUAUGGUCACUGGCAUAAGAAUAAAACUCCAGGAGAGUACAGAACAGGACCCCGGCUCAUCAUCUUCAUUAUUGGAGGAACUUCGUGCUCGGAGAUGCGGUGUGCUUAUGAGGUGACACAGGCCAAUGGCAAGUGGGAAGUGCUAAUAGGUUCUACCAACACUAUAACUCCAACAAAGUUUCUCAUGGACUUGAGGCACCCGGACUUCAGGGAGUCCUCUAGGGUUACCUUUGAGGAUCAGGCUCCUAAACAGGAGUGAAAAUUGCCAAUGAAAAGGUCGACACAUGUCCUCACUCCCCAGAAGUUACUAAACUCACUAAAGAAAAUGAAUAAGCCAGAUGAAGAAGCUAGCAGUUAAGAGUGAAGCUGUACAUCAAGGCGUUCCCACACUCUGAUUCCCAAAUGUUCCCUUCCCACUGAGGAGAAUAUUACUGUCUGUGAAGUUUUGGUGUUGCAUCUUUGUAAUUCAACAUGUAUGUAUUGAGCUAAAAAAUAAGGCUAGUGAAUUUAAUUAAAUCUGUUUAACAAUGGAUGCAACAUUUUGAAACAAAAAGCUACAUUAAACUGUAAUUACCAAAUCUUAUAAGGAUGCUCUGAGUACUGCUAGGAUGUGACAAUGGUAGAAUUCUGUUUGUUUAUUUUGUGUACGUUUUCAUCAGUGGAGGAACAAACUGCAUGUACUUAUUCGUUAAUAAGCAAAUAGCGAUUCCAGUGUAAGCAGACAUAGAAUUGGUUGGACUGUUUCUCAUUCAUAGUCUUCAACCAGUCAACACAAGACUGAUCUUUAACACAAUCCAAAGUUAUCUUCUGUGGUCUCUGUAUCUCAGAGCCAGAUUCAGCUUUAACCCAAUUCACUUGGGACCAAGAUUUGUUGAAAUCAGCCUGGUGUGAGAUUAUUGAGAGACCUAUCAGAAGAAGGUGACAUUUGGAUGAAAAUUCCUGAACAUGCCUCCACGAAUUUUCAAACGGAAGUAUUCUCAUCUUUUCUGUGUAGUGUCAAAGUCAUGCUUGCAAAAAGAGCCAAUGUUAUUUCAGUAUUGUAUUUAGCAAAAUGCCAUUUGAUUGAGUAGUAUCAAGGUGAACAUAAUGCACUGAGAUGUAUAGUGGGUGUACGUCAUUUCUUUCUGUAUUGUCCCCUGGUGACAACGUGAAGUAGCGCCUUUAAUUUAUGAGUGUCUCUGCCCUGUGUCUGUCGUUGUGUGAAGCAGGUUUGUGGUUUCUGAGGAGAUUUUCCCGCUGGGCAUUGCUAUAUCUUCCAUUUGUUGAAAGGGAUAUUUACCUUCUGGUCUCUGCUUGUUUAUUUUGUAAGCAAAGGCUGUGUGAUGCACUGACUGCUUGUGAUGCAGAAAGCUUCCUUUGCCAUUGUAUAUGAUCUCUGUGUCGUCAUAUUUAUAUUUAUCUGAGAGUUUAGUCUGCCUUGAUCCCACGUUCCUUUAAAAUUUAAUCAGAUUCUUACUUCGGUGUGUUUAAGCACAAAUUGUACUUUGUGGUACUGAUACUGAACGGACAAAUAAAUUGAAUCUGAUGAGUUUGCUUGUAGAA
Messenger RNA from Mobula hypostoma (lesser devil ray), 3583 nucleotides. Its product is annotated as syntaxin-binding protein 1. Gene Ontology annotation, cellular component: secretory granule; plasma membrane. Bases 489 to 2300 code for a protein of 603 amino acids. Gene Ontology annotation, biological process: neurotransmitter secretion; intracellular protein transport; vesicle-mediated transport. The record is from RefSeq and is a predicted model, not a curated record. Gene Ontology annotation, molecular function: syntaxin-1 binding. NCBI's taxonomy places the organism in Eukaryota, Metazoa, Chordata, Chondrichthyes, Myliobatiformes, Myliobatidae. The transcript is spliced from 20 exons.